UUAUCAAUCAGUGAUGGAAUUGUUAAAUGUAUCCAGAUUAUUCACUUCUGGACAUAAUUUCCAACAUUAGAAACCAGUUUACUAUUUUUGUGAGACUGAUUGGUUUUUCCAUUUGUGAAUCUCGUGGAUGCUUUCAUGCGCUCUAAGAAAAAUGGAAAUUUCUGCAUCAAAAAGCAGAUUUUCUUAGAGUAGUUUUAUGAUCCCCUAUAAUCUGUCCACAUGGUGAAAAAAAUCUAGUGAUAAAAAAAAUGCACCUUAUGCUUGCGGUUUGCCAAGAUAGCCAUGGUUGCUGUUUAAUGUUUAGUAAACAAAAUGAUUAAUGUGUGUAGGCUACUUAUUGCCUUACAAUGUUAAUAAUAGAAUAUUUUUAUGUAUAUAGCACUUAUCAAAACAAAGUGACAAAGUUAUUCACAUAGCCAGCAAUGGACACAUAAAACAACAUUGAAACACAUAAAAACUCUGCAAUAAAACAAUAAAAAGUAAUAAACAAAGGGCAUAAAAAAUAAAAAAUGGCAAAACCCCUAAACAGAGUAAAAACUAGAAUGGGGACAUUAUUGGGUUCAACGGGUUUAAAAUCCCUACAUUUACCAAACUUAAUAAUAUUUUCCAACACUUGAGUGCAACAACAACCUCACGUGGAAACAUCAAAAGUCGGAGCGUCACAUCAGUCCUUGAACGCAGCACUCCCGCGCUGUGGUGAAGCUGGUCUCUCUCCACUGCAGACAGAUGAGAUGGCAACACUGGGAGCAGCAACAGGUUGGGGUUGUUCAAGUUUCUGCAUAUUGAUUUGACACUUGUGUUCUCUUUAAGAGUCUGCAGAGGAGAGAAGAUCUGAGUAUCUGCAGGUUCACAAAUUCAUCUGGUCGAAUUUUGUGUAAAAAAAAAGUUUUUUAGAGUUUUUGGUCAAUUAGCAUCCUCAUGCGUCCAGGUAACCAUCACAAGUUCUGUACACCAACUUUUUUUGUUCUCAUUUUCAACUCACUUUUAGCAACUUGGAUGCUUGACGGGACCUCCAGCACAACACAAUCGAUUUUGAUCAAUUAGGAGAAUAAUAUUUGUCUUCAGUGAAGCAUCACCACAGGCUUUACAGACUACCAGAAACUCCUCUCCGGCUCUUCGGGAUGUUUUCCACGGCUCUCCUCCUCGCAGCGCUCGGACUUUUUGCGCAUCUGGACACUUUUACGCACGGGUGCCAGCUCCCCUCCGAGUGGCGGCCGCUGAGCGAGGGCUGCCGGGCGGAACUGGCGGAGAUCAUCGUGUACGCCCGGGUGCUGGCGAUCCACCGGGAGCCCCUGGGCGGCGGGGCGGGCAGUCUGUACAACUCGUUGCCCUUCGGGUUCGGGUAUGGAUACGAGGGCGCGGAGGAAGGGCUGCUGUACUCUGCGGAGGUGGAGUUGCUGUGCGACCAGGCCUGGGGCAGCAUGCUGGAGGUGCCCUCUGGAUCAAGACUCAACCUGACCGGACUGGGGUACCUGUCCUGCCAGUCCCACACCGUGAUGGAGAACUACUCCUACUUCUUCUUCCUCAGGAUGGACGAGAACUACAACAUCCUGCCCCAUGGCGUCAACUUCCAGGAUGCCAUCUUCCCCGACACGUCCGAGAACAGGCGCACGUUCUCCAGCCUCUUCCAGUUCUCCAACUGCACCCAAGGGAGUCAGCCCUUCCACACCUUCAGCCCUGAGUGGGACACCCAGGAGGACAGCAGGCUGCUGUGCUCCUCGGUGCAGGCCGCACUGUUCGAGGAGGAGGAGCGAGGCCGCAAGCUGCAGGAGCGCCUGGCCGCGGCGGAGAGGAGGAACCGGCAGCUGAAGGAGCGCGUACGUAAGGUGAAGCGCUCCCUGAGGAAUGCCCGCAAGGCUGCACGCAAGGCCGAGCAGGAGGCGCAGGAGCUGCAGGAGAGGCUGAAGGCCAUGGAGCGGAGGGUGGGGCAUCACCUCAACGCCAUUACACAGGAGGAGCCACCACCCGGACGUUAUGCAAACACGGAGAUACGCCAGCGAAUGCAACUUUAACCAAUCCCACCUGCCCCAAACUGCCACCCACCUAGACUGAAUACUGGCUGUGGAGAGUGAGACUGCUGGGCGGUCUCUACUGAAGGGACAAACAAAUAGCAACUGUCACAUAUGAGUAAACACACUUUAACGUAAUAAUCAACAUAGAUUCUUGUAAAUAAACUACUCUGUCUCUUUUUGUAUUUCUGAAUGCUAUAAUACAAGAGUGAGGGUCAGGACCACUCCAGGUCACCUGACAAAAGAACAAAAAAGUGAAUGAAGAGAAUCAAACAUGUAUUUUCUCAAUGAUUCCUCUCACAGGUGGAGCAGUACUUGAGCUGUGCCGCCAUCUGAAAGUGGUUUCAGUUGCUGCUCAGUGCUCCUCUCAGGCCGUGAUCACGUAGGAUUUGUUUUUUUCUCCAACGCAAAGCGCAGCUGUGAGCGGCUAAAGUGGCAGCAGGAGCUUAUUGGAGAGAGAAGCAGUAUUCUGUUUGCCAUUCAACUGUCUAGUUUUUCUGAACCUGAAGUAGUUAAUGUCUUAAAAAAUAACAAAAAGGUUAUGUAUUGGUCUGUUUAUGCUGGGGCUUAGCUAACGCUUCGGCUCGGGUAGAGCUUUAUCUUUUUAUUACGUCUUAAAAACAACCCUAGUGAUGUCAUCGGGGUUAUCUUGGCUUCUGUUUGGACAUUUUCUGACAGAACAUGUUACAUAUUGGGGACAUGAACUUUGAAAGACAUUAGUGUUUACCAGGCAGGCUCAGGAAGAAGAUGCUAUUGAGUUGCAUUAUGGGAAGUGUAGGAUCUAGUGUUUAUAACAUCACUUCAUCAGGUGAAACCAACUUUAUAAAAUAGUCAACAUAAGUCCAAAACAGAAUUUUAUGAUUCUGAUACUUUAUUGUACAUUAACUGAUUUUCUGGCCAUUUUGGGGCUGUGACACAUCAUUUUAAUAUAGCUUUUGUUAGCAAACAGCUUCUUAUUUAAACAUCCUGAAGACACGAGGCAACAUUAACAUUCAUUUGGAGUUGUGUUUCAGGCCACCGGGUGAAUGUGAGUGAGUAAAAUAUCUCUUAGCUGCUUAAUGCUCCACUAUGUUCAUUGGCUAGUUGCUAACUUUGUGUGUAUGCUGUUUGGUGCGUGGCAGGUAAUGUGUGGUGGGUUAAUUGGAGCUUUUUAUUAUUUUUUUUACAGAAAAAAACUGCCUGCUACAAAUGGAAACUAUGUUGAUGAGAGCCAUUAGACUCAAUCAUUAAAGUUGCAGGCCAGAAAACAAAAACAACGAGCUGAUAAAAUACUCUACUGAGUAUGAGUGGAACUUUGGUGAUAAUUCUCAGUGGGUUCAUCACUAUGAGUGACCCUUUCCACAGUACACAUACUAAUUUGACCCAUGGUUGGUAUAAAAAUAUUAAUUAUAGCAGCUUUAAGUAAUUGACAGACUUGUAGUUGUCAUUUUAAGGCUUUUUGUUUUUGCAGCUUUUUGCAACACACAUUGUAUCCAAAGUAAGGACAAAAGCCUCUUAUGUAAUCACGGCCUAGUGAAGCAAUGAUAAAAGACAUUACAUUUAAUUUCAAUGAUGUUGUGAUUUAUCAACUUUUCCUUUCACUGAAAUUGUGAGCAAAGACUGGUGAAUAAGAAUUCUGGGAUGUUUGAGAAGGUUCAUUUAUUAUUAAUUUGAGCUUUUUAAAGUCUGUAACAUCAGCUUGUAUGUGGAUAUUUUUGUAUGAGUGUUUUUUUCUGCAUAUAAAAUUUGCUUUGGAUGAA
Molecule: messenger RNA, 3748 nt
Organism: Dicentrarchus labrax (European seabass)
Lineage: Eukaryota; Metazoa; Chordata; Actinopteri; Moronidae
Gene: ccdc3a
Product: coiled-coil domain containing 3a
Exons: 3
Coding region: 1122-2012 (296 amino acids)
Biological process (GO): negative regulation of gene expression
Cellular component (GO): extracellular region
Source: RefSeq, a predicted model, not a curated record